UUUUCUACGUCAGCUCGCUCGCUCGCUACGCAUAGCACUCUGGUGUAUGGAGAAGUGCAUAAAGUCUGUGUGCGUAUUAGAAGGGCUUGAAAUAGCUUGUUACACCGAGCUAGUUUCAUUACAAUAUGGUAAACUAUUUGUUCAGCGAUUAGGAAAUUAAUCUGUUGUAUUCAGCUAUCGAAUAAGGAGUUGUUUAGCUUGAGAAGAUGUCGGCGUCUGAAGGAAACAAAAACACGAACACGGAACCAUGGGGCGGUUUUGAUGACAACAUCAUCCAGGGAACCGGGUCUGCGGUGAUAGACAUGGAGAACAUGGACGACACGUCGGGCUCCAGCUUUGAAGACAUGGGGGAGAUGCACCAACGCAUGAAGGAGGAGGAGGAGGUGGCAGAGGAGGCGGCCGCCACAGAGGAGGACGGCGCCGGCGAAGACGGAGAGUUCCUGGGCAUGAAGGGGAUCAAGGGCCAACUGGGCAGACAGGUGGCCGAUGAGGUGUGGAGAGCAGGCAAGCGCCAGGCCUCCAAGGCCUUCAACCUGUACGCCAACAUAGACAUCCUCCGACCCUACUUUGAUGUGGAGCCCAUUCAAGUCCGUAACAGGUUGAUUGAAUCCCUGAUUCCUGUUCGAAUGAUCAACUUCCCUCAGAAAGUGGCUGGGGAGCUGUACGGGCCCAUGAUGCUGGUGUUCACCCUGGUGGCCAUCCUGCUUCAUGGCAUGAAGACGUCUGGCACUGUCAUUAGAGAGGGCACCCUCAUGGGCACAGCCAUUGGCACCUGCUUCGGCUACUGGCUCGGUGUGUCUGCCUUCAUCUACUUCCUGGCGUACCUGUGCAACGCUCAGAUCACCAUGCUGCAGAUGCUCUCUCUACUGGGUUACGGGCUGUUUAGCCACUGUGUGGUCCUCUUCGUCACCUACAACGUCCACUUCCACUCCCUCUUCUACCUCCUCUGGCUCCUGUUCGGAGGGCUCUCCACGCUGCGCAUGGUGGCAGUGUUGAUCUCUCGCACCGUUGGCCAGACCCCUCGGCUCAUCCUGUGCGGCUCGGUGGCAGCUCUGCACAUGCUCUUCCUGCUCUACCUGCACUUUGCCUACCACAAGAUCGUAGAAGGUAUCCUGGACACUUUGGAAGGACCCAACGUCCUGCCGAUCCAGAGGGUGGCCAGGGAUCUGCCCCAACUUAUCACGGUGAUGAACGCCACGAUGAAGGGCCUGGCUGCUGGUGCCAUCUACACUCAGUGACGGUUCAUCCAGAGACAUACACACACAACACACACACACACACACACACACACACACACAC
Clupea harengus (Atlantic herring) is the source of this 1299-nucleotide messenger RNA. RefSeq names its product Yip1 domain family, member 3 (gene yipf3). NCBI's taxonomy places the organism in Eukaryota, Metazoa, Chordata, Actinopteri, Clupeiformes, Clupeidae. Gene Ontology annotation, cellular component: Golgi apparatus. The record is from RefSeq and is a predicted model, not a curated record.